This is a messenger RNA of Crotalus tigris (Tiger rattlesnake), 1313 nucleotides long. RefSeq names its product FXYD domain containing ion transport regulator 5 (gene FXYD5). Gene Ontology annotation, cellular component: membrane. The record is from RefSeq and is a predicted model, not a curated record. Gene Ontology annotation, biological process: regulation of sodium ion transmembrane transporter activity. The coding region runs from base 98 to 928 and encodes 276 amino acids. The transcript is spliced from 11 exons. NCBI's taxonomy places the organism in Eukaryota, Metazoa, Chordata, Lepidosauria, Squamata, Viperidae. Gene Ontology annotation, molecular function: sodium channel regulator activity.
ACCCAGCCUUAUGAUGCAGAAGUGAGAGGCCACACUAGGUUUCUGUCAACCCCAACGGUCUUUUGUGAUGAGGACUUUGGCUGGCUGACAACGCCAAAUGGCCUUUGCAGACGGCAGUACUAUGGCACAGACGUUUUGGGGAGUUUUUCCUCCAGCAAACUGCAAUAUCCUCAGCCGUCUCAGUGAAAGGAGGAACUGUUCCACUGACUGGAAAUGUCAGUAUUUUUCCAGCUCAGGAGACUUGGAUCGACAUGGGACUCUCAUUUUUUUUGCCCUACUUGCCCUUGCAAAUCUCACAGUUCCUGUAGUCUCACAAGAAAGAAAGAUGAGGAAAUGUACCCAACUUGGGAUCAUAAGCUUACUACAAAGGAUGAGAAGAAGAAGAAGGGAGUAUGGGACAUGUUAUGAAGGAAGGAUGACCAUCCUGGCAUCAAAUAAUUGUACAGUUUCAGGUAGUCCAACUUUGACAGUUCAGAAGGAAGAAGAUGCUGAAGGAAUUCAAACCACAACAGAAUUUUUGCUGAGUACCGUGGGGGUGUUAGCGAAUGAAAGUCAUAAUGCAGAAAAUCUAACUUUUCUGCAAGAGAAUGUAUCAACAAAUGCUGUUAUAGAAGUGAUACCAGCUGAAGUGACAACACCAGCUGAAGUGACAGUGGCUCUCGGCACAAGCAUUGUGCAAUCCAAGAACACUCCAGAUUCCACACCUCAACUACCAUCUGUUGACCAAGAAAAGAGAAGAGAUGCUGAGAUGAAAGAAUAUAAUGAUUUCUUCUUUUAUGAUUAUGACUCCUUGCGCAAGUGGGGUUUGGUAGCUGCUGCCAUCCUUUUCAUCUUGGGCAUUCUCAUUCUUACCUGUGAUAAACAUGGGAAAUUUCCACGAUGCCGAGGGAAAAAGCAGGCAAGAACAUAUGUUGUGUCACUGCCUUGAAACCUCUUUGCCGGAAGCCUCAAAAGACUACUGGGAAUGCUUUGGCUCCACCAGGGGUAUCCUUUCUUAUGGCAAAGAAAUGUUUGAUGUUCUCCCAAAACCAUCUUCCUCCCAUGUGAGCUUUCCAUUUGUGCUUAUUAUGAUCUUGCAACAUAAGUUCAUUUCUAUUGUCCUCUCCCUAAAUUAUCUUUCUGUUACAUUAAACUAGUUCCUUGGCACAACCACAAUUCGUUGUUCCUUUCUUUGCCUGCCGGAGAUCAGGGCAAUGUGAAUUAUGGCUAUUGUUCUUGGUUGCUUAGCAAAAUUGGUCUGUGCAAAUUCUCUGCCAAGAAAUCUCAAGUUCUGUUCUCUCAAUAAAUUUUUGGCAUUGUCUGUUGCUUCUAAA